ACCCCUCACCUACAUACCCACCUCCUCCUGGACGGCUCCCCUCUCAUUCCUUCGCACAUCCCCUCCGGUAGUCUGACCGGAUGAGUUACCCGGUGGACACGAUAGGAAGUCCUUUCAGAAGAGCUAUGGAUACUAGGACGAGCAACUACGGCUACAGCCGCUCCGCUACCCCCUCCAGCGGCUUCCGCUCCCAGUCCUGGUCCCGAGCGAGCCCCGGCUCCACCGUGGCCGCAUCUUACAAGAGGAGCGUGAACAUGCCGGUGUCCCGCGGUUACAGCUCCACGGUGCUCAGCUCCGUCGACAGCGGUGAUUACAACCAGACCUCCAUCCUGAACGGAGACUACAAGCGAUCUAACGAGAAAGAGCAGCUCCAAGGGCUCAACGACCGCUUCGUGGUUUACAUUGACAAGGUGCAUUACCUGGAGACGCAGAACCAGCAGAUCGAGGCGGAGAUCCAGGCGCUGCGGCAGAAGCAGGUGUCUCGCUCCCAGCUGGGAGACCUGUACGACGAGGAACUGCAGGAGCUGCGCUCCGUGCUGGAGCAGAUCCACCAUGACAAGGCGCAGAUCCAGAUCGACACCGACCACAUCGAGGAGGACAUCCAUCGGCUCAGAGACCGCUUCGACGAAGAGGCGCGCAUCCGGGAGGAGACUGAGGCCAUCAUCCGCGUCCUGAAGAAGGACAUGGGCGACUCGGAGUUGGUCAAGUCCGAGUUGGAGAAGAAAGUUCAGUCGCUGCAGGAUGAGAUCGCCUUCAUCCGCAACAACCACGAGGAAGAGGUGAGCGACCUGAUCGCGCAGAUCGAGGCUUCUCAUGUGACCAUGGAGAGGAAGGACCUGCAGAAGACGGACAUCACCGAGGCGCUGCGGGAGAUCCGCUGCGAGCUGGAGGGUCACUCCAACCAGAACCUGCAGCAGGUGGAGAACUGGUUCAUGUGCCGCUACUCCAAGCUGACCGACGCGGCGGAGCAGAACAAGGACGCCAUCAAGUCCGCCCGAGACGAGAUCUCCGACUACCGCCGCCAGCUGCAGUCCAAGACGGUGGAGCUGGAAUCCGUGCGCGGGACGAGAGACUCGCUGGAGCGGCAGCUGAACGACAUCGAGGACCGUCACAACAGCGACCUGUCCAGCCUGCAGGAGACGAUUCACCAGCUGGAUAAUGAGCUCAAGAGCACCAAGUGGGAGAUGGCUCGUCACCUGCGUGAGUACCAGGACCUCCUCAAUGUCAAGAUGGCCCUGGACAUUGAGAUUGCUGCAUACAGGAAACUCCUCGAGGGUGAGGAGACCCACUUCAGCACUUUCCCUUAUCGCCAGCCGAUCACUCCCGCCAAAAUCUCCAAGUCCAAAUCAGAAUCCACCAAGCUGAAGGUGCAGCACAAGUUUGUGGAGGAGAUCAUCGAGGAGACCAGGGUGGAGGAUGACAAGUCCGACCUGGACGAGGCCCUGGCUGAGAUAGCACAGGAGCUGUCGGCCACGCUCGGAGGGGAAGCAGAGGACGAGGAGGAUGAAGAGGAGAAGGAUGGUGGAGAGAAUGAGGAAGCAGAGGGUGAGGAUGAAGAGGGUGAAGUAGAUGGAGGUGAGGUAGGACAAGAGGAGGAAGUUAUUAGCGCCACUGAAGCUAAAGUAAGCUCCAGCGCACCCGCUAAGGGGGAAGAAGACGAGGAAGAGGAAGAUGAGGCAAAGGGUGGCGAUGAGGAUGAAGAGGGAGAAGGUGAGAAGGAAGAAGGUGAGGGAGAGGAUGAGGGAGAAAAGGGGGAUGAUGCAGAGGGAGAAGGAGAAGAGGGAGGAGAGGAGGAAGAGGUUGAGGAGACAGUUCUGUGCUCCAAAGCUCCUGAGUCUAAAGCCUCUCCCGACAAAGAGAAGGCUGGAGACAAGGAGAGCAGCGGAGAAGAGGAGGAAGCAGCGGAGGACGCUGGUGCUGAAGAGGAGGGUGGUGAUCAGGAUGAUGACAAAGCAUCCAAAAGCGGAGACGAGAAAGAGGAAAAAGAGGAUUCAGAAAAAAGCAAAAAGGAAGACGAGAAGAAAGUAAAAGAAGAGAAAGCAGAUGACAAGACAGAAAAAGAGGUAGCAAAGGCAGAAGCUCCGAAAACAGAAGCUGCAAAACCUGAGGCCAAGAAGGAAGAGGUGGCCAAAACAGUGGCAUCGAAACCUGUUUCCCUAAAGCCUGAAUCCCCCAAGUCUGAAUCCCCCAAACCCCAGUCUCCCAAAUCUGAGUCCCCCAAGCCUGCAUCUCCUAAGGCGGAGUCUCCCAAGGCAGGCUCACCGAAGGCCGGAUCUCCCAAACCUGGUUCCCCAAAAGUUCAGUCCCCCAAGUCAGAAUCCCCGAAAUCUGUGUCCCCAAAACCUCAGUCCCCAAAGGCUGAAUCCCCAAAAGCUGAAUCCCCAAAAGUUGAAUCCCCAAAAGCUGAAUCUCCAAAAGCUGAAUCCCCAAAAGCUGAAUCCCCAAAAGCUGAAUCCCCAAAAGCUGAAACCCCAAAAGCUGAAUCCCCAAAAGCUGAAUCCCCAAAAGCUGAAUCCCCAAAAGCUGAAUCCCCAAAAGCUGAAUCCCCAAAAGCUGAAUCCCCAAAAGCUGAAUCUCCAAAAGCUGAAUCCCCUAAAGCUGAAUCCCCAAAACCUGAAUCCCUUAAGAUCGAGAAGCCUGACACUCCUAAGCCUGCUGACGAGAAACCCGAGAAAAAGAGCGACUCAACAGAAGACAAGAAGGUAGAAAAGACAGAUGCUGCCAUGAACGGCGACUUGGACAAGAGCCCAGAAGAGGAAGGGAAGAAGGACGAGGUCCAGGAAGACGACGUGCUCGCUAACGGCGUGGACGACAGUUCCAAUAAGGACGACCCCAGCCAGAAGGUGGUGAUCACCAAGACCGUGGAGACCAUCACCACCGGCGAGGACGGCUCCAAGCACGUCACCAAGUCUGUCACCGUGACCGAGACGGUGAAGGAGGUAGAAGAGAUGGUGCAGGAGACGCUGGUGGCCACCAAGAAGACGGAGAAGCACUCCACACAGUCGGUCAAGGAGGUGACCGAGGGCAACUGAGCAGGAGGCCAGACGUCUGACUCCCGGCGGGAUGAGGAGGCGUCAGAGGUUCAGGGGGGAGGGGACGCGAAGGCAAGCAAUCCACCCACAACUAACAUAACAAAGAAAAAAAUCAUACAGCUAGAGCGAUGUAAUAAAGAUAACCACUCUCAAUCAUACGAAAACAAAAUCACAGAGAGAAGCCAAAACCUCUAACGCAACAAGUUUCAAAAAUGCAUGUUGAGUGAACGCUUUAAAAACGGCCUUCGCUGCUGAUGCGGUCAGAAGCAGAUGACUGAGACGUUUUAUUCUCGUUUCGUUUUUCUUCUUUCCUUUCCGCUGGUUACAGGGCGAGCUCACAGGUGGGGGGGGGGGGGGGUCUCUGCAUGCUAGCUCAGGGGAGGGGAGUACGUUCCUCUCUUAUCUGUAUGUAUGGUAGAAAUACACUGUAAAAAUGAGUAUAUAUAUAUAUAUAUAUCUAAAAGGGAUACAUGCGAUGUGGAUGGCAGAGCAAGAGAUAUAUUAUUAUAGAUUUUUGAGAAGGGGGGGGGGGUGACAGUCAGCAGGGAGGGUCCCGGACGCAGACACGCGCUUUACUGGAGAAGCCUUACAUGACACACGAAGACACCAACUGAGCCAAUGAGACACUAACAACAAACACACAACGCGUAGUGAGGAAAGCGACGGCGUGGCGAGAAACACGAGACCAUAUCCAUUCAGUAACUGAAGCUUAAACGAACCUGAAGAAACUCUUAGCCUUAAACAUGCUUUUUAUCCGUGUCUGUUAUGUUUACCUGAGUGCAACUGAAAAAUAAAAAUAUGAGUAUAUAUAGAAAUAUAUAUAUUUAAGUGUAAAUGCGCAGAUACAUGCAUUUGUUAUAUGCAUAUAGGAUGGACUUGAAUUUAAAUACAGAAAUAAAUGAGGUGCUACUGUUUGCAAUCCCAUGACUUUACUCAUCGUGAACGAUUUCCCAGCAGCAUUUGCUCAAUAAAUGUCAUAACGAAUCAA
Platichthys flesus (European flounder) is the source of this 4020-nucleotide messenger RNA. It is a transcript of the gene nefma, whose product is annotated as neurofilament medium chain a. Bases 81 to 3032 code for a protein of 983 amino acids. The transcript has 3 exons. Gene Ontology annotation, biological process: neurofilament bundle assembly. Gene Ontology annotation, molecular function: structural constituent of cytoskeleton. Gene Ontology annotation, cellular component: postsynaptic intermediate filament cytoskeleton; axon; intermediate filament. The record is from RefSeq and is a predicted model, not a curated record. Lineage: Eukaryota; Metazoa; Chordata; Actinopteri; Pleuronectiformes; Pleuronectidae.